CAGACCAAGAUGAUUCCAAAUAAGCAUUAUAUGGAUCACCAAGUAGAGCUCCAAUGGUACAUGCGCCCGAUCCUAUUAGAGUGGAUCGUGCAGGUUCGUGAGAGAUUAUCGCUGGCUCCAGAAACACUUUUCCUCUGUGUCAAUUAUAUUGACCGCUUCCUAUCUCGCAAGACUAUUUCUGUAGGAAAGCUUCAAUUGGUUGGUGCCACAGCAAUCUUCAUUGCUGCGAAAUAUGAAGAGUCCGUCCCACCAAAAUAUGAAGAGUCCAGCCCACCCUCAGUUGGCGACAUUGUCCAUAUGGGUGACGGCGGCUACACUGUUGAUGAGAUCCUGAAAGCUGAGCGGUUUAUGCUCAGUAUGCUUGAGUUUGAGCUUGGUUGGCCUGGACCAAUGAGCUUUCUCAGAAGAAUAAGCAAGGCCGAUAACUACGACUUGAAGACCCGGACACUAGCAAAGUAUUUUCUGGAGGUCACAAUUAUGGAUGAACGCGUCGUUGGAACAAAGCCCAGCAUUAUUGCAGCCGCUGCCUAUUUCCUCGCUAACGCGAUGGUCAUCAACUCCGGAUGGACUCCCGCCCAUGUGUAUUGCUCCGGCUAUACCAAGUCUCAGCUAGAGCCACUGGCUACUAUGAUUAUUGAAUGCUGCAAGAAUUCCAAGGACCACCACCCUGUGGUUUUUUGGAAAUACGCCAGUCGCCGCUACAACCAUGCGUCAACUUAUGUCCAGGAA
Molecule: messenger RNA, 729 nt
Organism: Mollisia scopiformis
Lineage: Eukaryota; Fungi; Ascomycota; Leotiomycetes; Helotiales; Mollisiaceae
Exons: 2
Biological process (GO): mitotic cell cycle phase transition; regulation of cyclin-dependent protein serine/threonine kinase activity
Cellular component (GO): cyclin-dependent protein kinase holoenzyme complex; centrosome; nucleus
Molecular function (GO): cyclin-dependent protein serine/threonine kinase regulator activity
Source: RefSeq, a predicted model, not a curated record